AUGGAAUUUUGGGGAGUUGAAGUUAAAGCUGGGGAAUCGCUGAAGGUUCAACCUGAGUUUGGCAAACUGAUUCAUAUUUCACAGGCAGCACUAGGAGAGGUGAAAGAUGUGAAAGGAGCAAAACAUGUUCCCAUUCGUAUGAAGAUUGAUACUAACAAAUAUGUAAUAGGAACUCUUUCAGCAGAGGAUAGACCUCAGGUGAUGUUUGACUUGGUAUUUGAGAGGGAGUUUGAGCUCUCUCAUGACUGGAAAAGUGGGAGUGUCUACUUUAUUGGCUAUAUCGCUGAUGAUCAAAUUGAAGAUGAGCAUGAUUUUUCAGAUGAAUCUGAUGAUGAAGAAUAUCCGAUUGAGGCUCUUGAAAAUGGUGGUAAACCCCAGCUCAAGGUUGAGGACGUGAAGCCUACAAAAGAUACGGCCACUGCUGCUAAGACUGGAACUAAGAAAGAAGAGGCCCCUGAAUCUGAUGACGGUGAAGAUGAUGAUGAUGAUGUUGAUUCAGACGAUAGUGGAUCUGAUGAUUUAUCAGGAGAAAUAGACUCGGAAGAUUUGAUGGAUGCGAGUGAUGACUCCAGUGAUGAAGAAACGCCAAAGGUGCAGCAGCCCAAGAAAAGGCCAUCUUCUGUGUUGGAAACUCCCGUUUCCAACAAAAAAGCAAAAAUGGCUACUGGCAAUAAAAGCAUUCACAAGGCAACUCCUUACGCUUCAAAAAAGUCUGGAAAAACUCCGACUGGCAAAAAAACCAAGUAG
This is a messenger RNA of Fraxinus pennsylvanica, 747 nucleotides long. Lineage: Eukaryota; Viridiplantae; Streptophyta; Magnoliopsida; Lamiales; Oleaceae. The record is from the annotation of a GenBank genome assembly.